Ostreococcus lucimarinus CCE9901 is the source of this 492-nucleotide messenger RNA. RefSeq lists its product with no specific name. Gene Ontology annotation, biological process: protein deubiquitination. The record is from RefSeq and is a predicted model, not a curated record. The transcript has a single exon. The coding region runs from base 1 to 492 and encodes 163 amino acids. Gene Ontology annotation, molecular function: cysteine-type deubiquitinase activity. NCBI's taxonomy places the organism in Eukaryota, Viridiplantae, Chlorophyta, Mamiellophyceae, Mamiellales, Bathycoccaceae.
AUGCGCAACGCGGCGAGCGUGGAUUUCCAACCCAAAGUCAUCGUCCAGAUUCCCACCACGGACGAGGCGGCCACGGACCACACGCGCUUAGACACCCGUCUAAAGCUGUACAACCUGCGCGAGAAAGUCGUCCGCGGCGACGGGAACUGCCAAUUCCGCGCCGUCGCCGAUCAACUCUUUCGCGACCAAGAGCGUCACGCCGAGUGUCGCGCCGUCGUCGUCGAUCAACUCCGCCGCGCCUCCGAAGACUACGCUCCCUACGUUCCCGAAGAUUUCGACGCGUACGUCGAAUCCAUGGCCAAGGACACCGCGUGGGGCGAUCACAUCACCCUUCAAGCCGCCGCCGACGCCUACGGCGUUCGCAUGUGCGUCAUAUCCAGCUACCGGGACAACUUUCUCGUCGAGAUCACCCCCAAGACGGCGCGCAGCGCGCGCGUGUGUUGGAUCUCCUUCUGGGCCGAGGUACACUACAACUCCGUGUACCCCGCGUAG